CCCGUGCACACUCCUUCCCCUUCUGCCUCGCCGUCCUCUGACACAAUGGAUCCAGAUCAGAUCUAUCUCGCCAGCCUCUUCCUGCCCGACAACAUGACCGUCGAGGAGGCGGCCCAGUACCCCGUCGGAAAGGUCCCCGGCAGAGGCAAGAUGGUCGAGCGCUACCUCGCCGAGACCAUGGAGCGACGCAUCAUGUUCAUCGACGGCGCCAUGGGCACCAUGAUCCAGCGCUUCCGCUUUACCGAAGAAGACUUCCGCAUGGAGCGCUUCAAGAACCACAAGAAGGACUUUAUCCGUGGCAACAACGACAUCCUCUCCCUGACCCAGCCCGCCGCUAUCAUGGACAUCCAUCGCCAGUAUCUGAUGGCCGGCUCCGACAUGGUCGAAACCAACACCUUCUCCUCCACCACAAUCGCCCAGGCCGAUUACUUUAUGGAGGAUCUCGCCUACGAGCUCAACAAGGUCUCGGCCGAGAUCGCCAAAAAGGUCUGUCAGGAGGUUACUCUGCUCGACAAGAGCCGUCCCCGUCUCGUCUGCGGUGCUAUCGGCCCCACCAACCGCACUUGCUCCAUCUCGCCCUCCGUCGAGAACCCCUCCUACCGCAACGUCACCUUUGACGAGCUCGUCACUGCCUAUGCCGAGCAAGUCCGUGGUCUGCUUGACGGUGGCUCCGACGUCCUCCUUGUCGAGACCAUCUUCGACACCCUGAACGCCAAGGCUGCUCUCUAUGCGAUCGAAUCCGUCUUUGAUGACGAAGCAUACGAUCGCUGCCCCGUCAUGGUCUCGGGUACCAUUGUCGAUCAGUCUGGCCGCACCCUCUCUGGCCAGACGGGCGAGGCCUUCAUUUCCUCCGUCGAACACAGCAACCCUCUGGCCAUUGGUCUCAACUGUGCCCUCGGUGCCGACCAGAUGCUGCCCUUCCUCGACAACAUCUCAAAGAACAACCCCGCCUACACCAUCUGCUAUCCCAACGCUGGCCUGCCCAACACUUUCGGUGAAUACGACCAGAACGGCCCCGACAUGGCCAAGCAGGUCGAGCCCUUUGCUCGUCUCGGUCUGAUCAACAUCCUCGGUGGCUGCUGUGGUACCACGCCUGAGCACAUCAAGGCCAUGAGCGAGGUCGUCAGCAAGUACCCCCCGCGCAAGCGCCCCACCUUCGAUCCCGACACCCUCAUCGUCUCUGGUCUCGAAACCCUCCGCAUCAACAAGGAGACCGGCUUCAUCAACGUUGGUGAGCGAUGCAACGUCAGUGGCUCCCGUUUGUUCUGCAAAAAGAUCCUCAACGGCAUGUACGAGGACGCCCUCAACACGGCCCGUGUCCAAGUCGAGAACGGUGCCCAGGUCAUCGACAUCAACAUGGACGACGGUCUGCUCGACGGCAAGGCUGCCAUGACAAAGUUCCUCAACUACAUCGCCUCCGAGCCCGACAUUGCCAAGGUCCCGCUCAUGAUCGACUCGUCCAACUUUGAGGUCGUGCUUGCCGGUCUCAAGUGCGCCCAGGGCAAGUGUAUCGUCAACUCGAUCUCGCUCAAGGGUGGCGAGGAGGACUUUAUCGAGAAGGCCAAGAUCGUCAAGCGCUUCGGUGCCGCCGUCGUCGUUAUGGCCUUUGACGAAACUGGCCAGGCUGCCAUCGCCUCCGACAAGUUCCGCAUGUGCGAGCGCUCCUACCGCAUCCUGACCGAGAAGGUCGGCUUCCGCGGCUGCGAAAUCAUCUUUGACCCCAACAUCCUGACCAUCGCCACCGGCCUCGAGGAGCACAACAACUAUGCCGUCGAGUUCUACGAGAGUGUCAAGCUCAUCAAGGCCAACCUCCCCGGCGCAAAGAUCAGCGGCGGUGUCUCGAACGUCUCGUUUGCCUUCCGUGGCAAGGACAAGAUCCGUGAGGCCAUGCACUCCGUCUUUUUGUACCACAACAUCAAGGCCGGUAUGGACAUGGGUAUCGUCAAUGCCGGUUUCCUGACCAUCUACGACGACAUUCCCAAGGAUCUUCUCGAUAUCUGCGAGGACGCCUUCUGGAACCGCGACCCGAACGUGACGGAGCGCCUGCUGGCCUAUGCCGAGCAAAACCAGGCCGGCGGUCCUGGCAAGGCCGAGGAGGCCGAAGCCUGGCGCCUUGAGCCUGUCGAGUCGCGAUUGGCCUACGCCAUCAUGAAGGGCAUCACAAAGCACAUUGUCGAGGACACCGAGGAGGCUCGUCAGCAGACCGACAAGUAUCCUCGCCCCCUCAACGUCAUUGAGCAGCCCCUCAUGAACGGCAUGAAGGUCGUUGGCGAGCUCUUUGGUGCUGGAAAGAUGUUCCUGCCCCAGGUCAUCAAGUCUGCCCGUGUCAUGAAGAGUGCCGUCGCCCACCUGAUUCCCUUCAUGGAGAAGGAGCGUCUGGAGGCCCUGCAGAGCACGGGCCAUGCUGGAAACCCCGACGAUGCCUACAACGGCGUUGUGAUCAUGGCCACCGUCAAGGGCGACGUGCACGACAUUGGCAAGAACAUUGUCGGCGUCGUGCUGGGCUGCAACAACUACAAGGUUAUUGAUCUCGGCGUCAUGGUCCCGUGCGAGAAGAUCCUCGAGGCUGCCAUCCAGAACCGGGCCGACAUCAUCGGCCUCAGCGGUCUCAUCACCCCAUCGCUCGACGAGAUGGUCUAUGUUGCCAAGGAGAUGGAGCGCCAGGGCCUGAAGAUCCCUGUGCUCGUCGGUGGCGCCACCACCUCCAAGAUGCACACGGCUGUCAAGAUCGCUCCGGCCUACAGCUUCCCCGCCAUCCACGUUCUCGAUGCCUCGCGCUCGGCCGUCGUUGUCUCGGCCCUUCUGGACCCCACUCAGUACGACGACUUUGUCGAGGAUAUUGCGGAUGAGUACGAGGAUCUGCGUGCAGAGCACUACGAGAGCCUGAAGGACCGCAAGUACCAGAAACUUGACCGCGCCAUCGAGAACAAGUGCCAGAUCGACUGGACCAGCCAGGCCGCCCCCACCAAGCCCAAGUUCCUGGGCACUCGUGCCUACAGCGACUUUGACUUUGAGCAGCUCAUCUCGCACAUCGACUGGAACCCGUUCUUCCAGACGUGGCAGCUCCGCGGCAAGUACCCCAACCGUGGCUUCCCCAAGAUCUUCAACGACGAGACCGUGGGAGCCGAGGCCAAGAGGCUCUAUGACGACGCCGUCGCGAUGCUCAAGCAGAUCGUCGAUGGCGAGUGGCUCAAGGCCCAGGCCAUCGUCGGCUUCUGGCCCGCCAACGCCGACGGCGAAGACAUUCGUGUCUAUGAGUCCGAGGCCCGCGAGACCGUGGCCGCGACCUUUUACGGACUCCGCCAGCAGGCCGAAAAGGACCACGACUCGAACGAGCCCUACUAUUCGCUUGCCGACUUUGUCGCUCCCAAGAGCACGGGCAUCGCCGACUAUAUCGGUGCCUUUGCCGUCUCGGUUGGCUUUGGUGUCGACGAAAAGUGCGCCGAGUUUGAGGCCAACAACGACGAUUACAGCUCGAUCAUGCUCAAGGCCCUGGCCGAUCGUCUGACCGAAGCCCUGGCCGAAAUCGUCCACGAGCAGGUGCGCAAGGAAAGCUGGGGAUACGCCCCUGACGAAAGCCUGUCUCCCGAGGAGCUGCUCCAGGUCAAGUACCGCGGUAUCCGCCCUGCCCCAGGCUACCCGUCGCAGCCGGACCACACCGAGAAGCUGACCAUGUGGAAGCUCAUGGAUAUCGAGAGACAGACCGGCAUCAGCCUGACCGAGUCUCUGGCCAUGACCCCCGCCGCCGCCGUCUCGGGCAUCUUCUUCGCCAACCCCGACGCCAAGUACUUUGCCGUCGGCAAGAUCGAGCGCGACCAAGUCGAGUCGUAUGCUGCCCGCAAGAACAUGGACAUCAAGGUCGUGGAGAGAUGGCUGGCCACCAACCUGGCCUAUGACGCCGAGUAAUCGAUUUGGGACGCUCCUGCUUCUUCAAAUCGACAUUUCUCCACGUCAUGCUCAAACUUCUCCAAAGGCAGUCCUCGCUUGAUCGUGCCUUGCUUUUCUCCUUUGUUUCCUCCCUCUCUCCCUCUCCCUCUCUCUCCCUCUCUUUCUUUCCCUCCUUGCUUUGAUCAACCACUCACCCCAUUCGUUCCAUUGUUGCAUCACAUCGAGCUGGCAAAAUGAAACGAUUGCGGACAUGACGGGAUCAGUGGUCCCCUUUACUGUGAUUCUUGAAUACAUGUGCCCAUCGUCACUCCUCGCAGCGGCGUAAGGUUCAGUCCCCCGCGUAAAAG
This is a messenger RNA of Polychytrium aggregatum, 4235 nucleotides long. Its product is annotated as methionine synthase. Lineage: Eukaryota; Fungi; Chytridiomycota; Chytridiomycetes; Polychytriales. Bases 46 to 3906 code for a protein of 1286 amino acids. Gene Ontology annotation, biological process: pteridine-containing compound metabolic process. The transcript is spliced from 3 exons. Gene Ontology annotation, molecular function: zinc ion binding; cobalamin binding; methionine synthase activity. The record is from RefSeq and is a predicted model, not a curated record.